Molecule: messenger RNA, 1748 nt
Organism: Chondrus crispus (carragheen)
Lineage: Eukaryota; Rhodophyta; Florideophyceae; Gigartinales; Gigartinaceae
Exons: 2
Coding region: 1-1389 (462 amino acids)
Source: RefSeq, a predicted model, not a curated record
AUGCAAGCCCAAAAGAAAGGAAAGCCUCCAGGGACUCAGCGUCCGGACCGUGGUCGACAGAACCACCAUUCUCAGAUGAGACAUCUUCAAAUGCAACAGCAGUUUCAACAAGAACAGAAGCAGUCCUUGUUCCAAGUCGAUGAAGGCCACAGUGAUGAACCGUACAAAUAUUCAUUCGAAGAAAUUUCACAUUCUUAUGCAAACCCCGUCUGGGAUCCAGUGGAUAGUAGACAUAUGUCUUCAGCAAUGAGUUCUCAAGACGUAAAUCGCAUGCAAGGCGUAAGCGCACCUACGGCCCAAAGGGACCUUGUGUGGCGCCCGAAACCUUCGCAAGGGAUGGGUUUGGUUGCAGCUAGUUUGAGUGGUCAAACGAUUGAACAUAGCCAGAACCUACAGAAGCCCAUUUCUGAACAAGUGCAAGAGAUUUGCCCACUAGCCAACCAACUGUCCCAUGCAGAGGCCCACGCUUUACAAGAAUCGACACAAAUCAAACAAGAAUUGCAGGAGAUCGAAAGACAGCGACUGUCAUCUAGCAGAUAUGUGCAGACCAGUUCUCACCCGCCAAAUGUCAGUGUUUCUGCUCAACUUCAUCUCUCCCCAAAUGGCGAGGUUGCACCCCGCGCGCCCUAUCCGACGGAACAGCAACACCUCCUGAACCUACAGCAGCAAUUUCCUGAUACUGAUGUUUACAAUCAGCGAGACCCUCACGGGCAACAAAAGUUUCAAGCGCUUGGCAUGGAUCUUCACGCCACUUCUACAUACAAUUCACGGUCAAAUACCAACACGUGGAAAGUUCCAAGUAACUUAGCCUUUCGACAUACGCUUGCAGGGUCCCGUCAAGUUGAGGAAGUACCUGUAGCAUCCUUGUAUCAACCUUUCCAAUGGAAUGGUCAAAAAACUAAUCACCGGAUUCCUUCGGAAGACGUCUUCGAAGACAAGAACCAGUACGUGCGCAAGGCCUCUGAUGUAGCUGAUAGGGCGAAGCUAGCUCAUCGCGGAGUAUUGAAGGAGGCACAGCGCAGUAAAGAAAUGGAAGCAGAGGCCAGGGGAGAGCCGCUGUCAGCAAAAGAGAAAGAACGGGAACGCAGCCGAAGAGAGAGCGCUGUUACUAGAAAACGAGCCGAGAUAUACAUUCAAGAGCUAGAAAAAACUGCAAGAAAUGUACCGUACCUAGAGAAUACUAUUCAGCGUCUCCUAGCAGAGUGCCAGCGACUUAGGGUGAUGGUAUCACCUGGUGGGCAUGAUCCCGUGGAAAAGCAUCAUCUUUCGGCACCAAUGUCUCUUUUUUCACGCUCAGAAGGCACCAAGUCAGAGCCCGGGAUGGUUGAAAGCCCGAAUACCUCAAGUGCAACGAGGGUAGUGGGUGAACUGAAAGAGCUUGAUUUAUAGGGAUUUGUCUAACAGGGAAACUGCGGACGCGACAACGUUGAGGUAUGUUUCAUUCCAAGUCUCGUGCUUGAUCCUUGAAGUGAUAUUUUUAUUCCCAAUAAUGGUCUUGGCGCACGUGAACUUCAGCAACACCUACAAUUUUGGAUAUGAUGUCCGAUUUCUUGCUCGGAAAUGAAGGCCUCACCGGAAAAGACCGACGCGACAGUCAUCACGGCAGAUCUGUGAAGAUCCGUAGAGACGAUUUUCCUUUGGCCCACACACACACACACACACAAUGCAAAUAGUACCACUCCGAACACUGUAUUUCUGAAUGCAAACCUAAACAAUCCUUUCAAUAAAAGAAACCAGAGUAGAAGGCU